This is a messenger RNA of Clupea harengus (Atlantic herring), 6551 nucleotides long. It is a transcript of the gene megf6b, whose product is annotated as multiple EGF-like-domains 6b. The record is from RefSeq and is a predicted model, not a curated record. Gene Ontology annotation, molecular function: calcium ion binding; protein binding; scavenger receptor activity. Lineage: Eukaryota; Metazoa; Chordata; Actinopteri; Clupeiformes; Clupeidae. Gene Ontology annotation, biological process: heterophilic cell-cell adhesion.
CUGUCUUCAAUUCACUCUUUGCUCCCUGGACGCGAGACACCACCGCUACUCUUGAGAUACUUCGCCAAUUUUUGGGACUUUUCAAACAUGGUCUCCGCGAUUUAACUUAGUUUGCUUGGUUGCGUUACCUCUGAUUUACCCUUGCGUCUAUUUUUCUUCAGCGAGUGAGAAUGGAUAUCUUUUUCACUUCAGUGCUUAUUUUCUUAAUUAACGGGAUACAAGCUGCAUCCCGUUAUGGAAGAGACCUCAUGCCAUACAUGCCGAACGUGUGCCCUGAGCGCGAGGUCAAACUGGUGGCACAGAAGCAGCCAUGUGUCCAGGCCUUCUCACGCAUGGUGAAGGUGUGGAAGCAGGGCUGCGUGGGCCAAUCCUGGUGCAUGAGAUACGAGAGAAGAACCGCUUACUAUACGGCGUUCAGGCAAGUGUACCGACAGGACUACCAGACUGUGUACAAGUGUUGCCCAGGAUGGUCCCGGCUCAACGGGGAAGCAGGCUGCCUGUAUCCGGUGUGCAGCUACGGCGUCUGCUUUAAUGGCGGUGUGUGUCGAGAGAGCUCCACCCAGCUCUGUGACUGUGCUGCAGGAUUCUCUGGGGCCAGUUGCCAAUAUGACGUGAACGAAUGUGAGGAGACCAACGGGGGCUGUGAGGCGCUCUGCUGCAACACCAUCGGCAGCUUCUACUGCAAGUGCCCUGCCGGACAGGAGCUCCAGGACGACGGGAAGACCUGCAGGGAUGUUGACGAGUGCCAGGUCCAUAACGGGGGCUGCCAGCACAGAUGUGUCAACACCAGAGGCUCCUAUCACUGCGAGUGCAACCCGGGGUUCCGACAUCACGUGGACGGACGCACCUGCAUCGCUGUAAACUCCUGCAGCCUGAGCAAUGGAGGAUGUGAGCACUUCUGCGUCCAGCAGUCUGCCGCCCACUUCCAGUGCCGCUGCCGACACUACCAGCUCACCGACGACGGGAAGCACUGCAGAUUGACGAACCCGUGUAUGGAGAAGAAUGGAGGCUGCAUGCACGACUGCCACAGCGAUGGCGGGAGGGCGCACUGUGACUGCCGGACUGGAUACAAGCUGGCAGAGGAUGGCAAGACAUGCCGAGACAUUGACGAGUGCCAAACGACAGAGGUGGCGUGUGCCCACGGCUGCCAUAACACACCGGGCUCCUACGUGUGUGUGUGCAGCGCCGCCUACGAGCUGGGCACAGAUGGCAAACAGUGCUACCGGAUUGAGAUGGAGAUAGUCAACAGUUGUGAAACCAAUAAUGGCGGAUGCUCUCAUACCUGUCAACACUCCAGCAGUGGACCUGUUUGUUCCUGUAACCAAGGUUACCGGCUAGAUGAGGACUUCAAGACCUGUAUUGACAUUGAUGAGUGCAGGAACGGCAGCUCAUGCUGUGUGCAGGACUGUACCAACUACCCCGGGGGUUAUGAGUGCUACUGCUCGGCAGGCUACCGCCUCAACGCGGACGGCUGCAGCUGUGAUGAUGUAGAUGAGUGUCUGGCGGAGAACGGAGGAUGUGAUCACACGUGUCAGAACACUGAUGGGUCCUUCCAGUGCCUCUGUCGCCGUGGACACCACCUGGACGAGGACCGCCGCUCCUGCCUCUUGGAGAGGCCCCAGCCACAACUCACACUCCUCCAUGAUUACGCCCAAUCACUGGAACCGCUGGAACGCUAUGACGACUAUGAGGAUGACGACGCUGGUGAACUGCGCGCUGAGAGCACGCUCAAGGAGAAAUAUGCCUGUGACCCGGUGAGCGGGCAGUGCCGGUGCCCGCCUGGUGUCAGCGGGGAGCUGUGUGAGGACGGCUGCCCUAAGGGCCUCUAUGGAAAGAGCUGUAAUAAGAAGUGUAACUGUGCCAACAACGGGCGGUGCCACCGUACCUACGGAGCGUGUCUGUGUGACCCGGGCCUCUACGGGCGCUUCUGCCACCUGCCCUGUCCUAAGUGGGCGUUUGGUCCGGGCUGUUCGGAGGAGUAGUGUGUUCAGGAGAACACUCUGGAAUGCCAUCGUCGCCUUGGCACCUGCUCUUGUAAACCUGGUUACCAAGGAGACACCUGCAAGGAAGAGUGUGACCCAGGCUUGUAUGGAGCUGGCUGCCAGGCCAAGUGUGAGUGCCCGCCUGGCGUGAGCUGUCAUCAUGUGACCGGCGCGUGCCAGCGGCAGUGCCCUGCCGGGAAGAGGGGUGACGACUGUGAUCAGGACUGCCCCGAGGGGAAGCACGGGCUGGGCUGCUCUAAGGCCUGUGACUGCACCGGCUCUCCCUGUGACAAGGUGACGGGCCAGUGCCUCUGUGUGGACGGGACCGUGGGAAGGCGCUGUGAGAAGGUGUGUGAGGAUGUCCGCUGGGGCCCGGGCUGUAAGGAGAAGUGUCCCCUGUGUGAGAACAAAGGCGUGUGUGACAGACAGAAUGGCACCUGCCUCUGCCCCUCCGGGUACAUGGGGAGACUCUGCCAGAACGUGUGUCCUGCUGGUCGCUUUGGGCAGGGAUGCCAGCAGCGAUGUGUGUGUGAGAAUAACGGACGAUGCCACCCUGUGACUGGACGCUGCCACUGUGCACCUGGAUGGACUGGGCACAGCUGCAGGAAAGUGUGUGAGUCUGGCCAGUGGGGGGCAGACUGCGCUGAGUCCUGUGACUGCAGGAAUGGGGACGGGAGCUGUGAUGCGGUGUCAGGUCUGUGUCACUGUGAGGCUGGCUUCACCGGACCGCGCUGUGACCAGAAAUGCCCUGCGGGUUCUUUCGGACCACGCUGUCGCCAGCGGUGUCAGUGUGACAACAGGGCGUCAUGUGACCAUGUCAGUGGGGCGUGCACCUGCAAAGUGGGCUGGACCGGAACCUACUGUGAGAAAGCAUGCCCUCAGGGCUUCUUUGGUCUGGACUGUCAGCGGAAGUGUGUGUGUCUGAACGGAGGCAGCUGCAACCACACCACUGGAGAAUGUGUGUGUCCAGCGGGUUGGCUCAGACCUCAAUGCAACCAGACGUGCCCUGCUGGUUUCUAUGGUGAUGGCUGUACCCAGAAGUGUCUGUGCCAGAACAAUGCCACAUGCAAUGCUGCGAGCGGGCAAUGUGUGUGUGCGGCCGGCUGGAAAGGAGUGCAGUGUUCAGAGGUGUGUACGGUGGAGUUCUAUGGAGUGGACUGCCUGCAGCACUGUCUCUGUCAGAACAGGGGUACCUGUGACCCGAGCAGCGGCCGAUGCACCUGCCUCAAAGGCUGGACGGGCACCGCCUGUGAGCUGGCAUGUGUGCCUGGUAGGUUCGGAGCAGACUGCGAGCAGGAGUGUGAGUGUGAGAACGGCGGGCAGUGUGACAGACAGACGGGCCGGUGUGUGUGCCACCCAGGAUGGGUAGGAGAGCACUGUGAGACAGUGUGUCCAGCGGGCAUGUUUGGAGCCAAGUGCCAGCAGAAGUGUGUGUGUGAGCACGGAGCUCCAUGCAAUCACAUGACUGGGGUCUGCAUCUGCCCCCCCGGCUGGAGGGGCCCCAGGUGUGACAGAGCAUGUCUUCCGGGCUCGUACGGUGAGGGGUGUUUCCACAGGUGCUCCUGUUCUCCAGGCUCCUCCUGCCACCACAUCACUGGGGCCUGUGGCUGCACACCUGGACUCACUGGCAACGGCUGUGAGCAGACUUGCCUCCCAGGCACCUUCGGCCUGAACUGUAACCAGGUGUGCCUGUGUUCUGAGACUAACCAGCUCUGCCACCCGGUGUCAGGAGUGUGCUACUGCGCCCCAGGCUUCAGAGGCCCAAAGUGCAAACAGGAGUGUGAGGAGGGAUGGUACGGGCCGAACUGUGAGCGGAGGUGCCAGUGCCAGAAUGGGGGGGUGUGCCAGACUACGGAUGGCACGUGCCACUGCCCGCCUGGGUUUAUCGGAGCCCACUGCAACGUCUCAUGCCCUGUGGGUCGCUACGGGCAGGACUGUGCCAGCGUGGCGCUGUGUGGUGAAGGGGCACAGAAUGAUCCCGUCACUGGCAGAUGUGUGUGCUCACCAGGCCGACAGGGGGAGGACUGUGGACAAGGCUGUGCUCCAGGCUGGUAUGGCUUAGACUGUUCUCUGCGCUGUAACUGCAGUAAUAAUGGUGUGUGUGACGCUGUGUCUGGAAACUGCACCUGUCAGCUGGGCUGGACGGGACUACACUGUGAAACAGGGUGUCCACAGGGGACGUUUGGGCCUAACUGCGUGCACAGGUGUGACUGUGAGCACAACAGCACUUGUGACAGAGUCAUGGGCACGUGCCAGUGUGCGCCCGGAUACUACGGCCACCGCUGUGAACAUGCGUGCCCUCCCGGUUGGCAUGGCCCUCGCUGCCAGCUACAGUGUGACUGUGGAAACGGAGCCAGUUGCCAACCCAGCACGGGCCACUGUGUCUGCCCACCCGGGUACCAGGGCACCCGCUGUGAGAAAGAGUGCGAUCAGGGCAGGUUUGGGCAGAGCUGCUCUCAGGUGUGUGAGUGUGAGGAGGGGGUGCCGUGUGAGCCGCUCCGAGGGAGGUGCCUGUGCACAGCGGGGAAGACAGGGGCCAGGUGUGACACAGACUGCAGAGUGAACCUCUAUGGGCCGGACUGCGGUCUGAGCUGCGAGUGUGAGAACGGCGCCCAGUGUGACCAGAGGAAUGGCCAGUGCACCUGCCUCAGCGGCUGGAUCGGACUCACCUGUCAGGAGGGAGUGCCUCCCCAACAGCAACCGAGAAACACAGAUGACCAAUCACAGCAGAGCAACUCUUUAUAGCCCCACCCACUGAUUGGACACCCCCCCUUCCUUCUGUGCACCAAUGCGAGGGCAGCAUGAGCCCCUCGACCCAGGAAGAGACUGGAGAAGAUCAGUUUCAUCAGGAUCUCAGUGGGAUAUCCCCUGCAAGUGAAACACCCUCAGCAGGAACCAUGAUGAACACACUGACACUCAGAUGAGAAGGGAUUGUUCUACGUGAUGUGUGUGUAUUUAUGUGUAUGUCUGUGUGUGCAUAUUUGCACACAGCCUGUUAAACUCAUGUGGCUGGUUCCCCUUUGCGUGGAUGAAGGACGCUGUCUCAGUGAACACGGUGCUCAGGGUUAGUGUAGCGCUAAUAGUAUGCUGCCUCCUGUAGGUCGGACUAUGAACUGCAGCCACCCAAGCAGCAUCAACAACUUCAGUUUUGGGGGGCGGUCAGGUAAAGGCUUUCCCCUCCGCUGGGGGCCACCAACGGACAGAGCAGCCGAGUCCAGACCAGAUCUGGCCCAGAUGUGGGCCACGUCUUCUCUGGAGUCCGCUUCUUCCCGGGCUUCCUUGCAUGUCCAGCUGCAGGAGACUCCACCCUGCGAGAGUCACGUUUGGAGACACGGAGCACUUUACAACGGGAGCCUCGACCACAGAAACACACACACCUGUUUACCUGCAGCGUGUCUAGCCAAACACACACACCUGAUGACCUGCAGCGCGUCCAGCCAAACACACUGCUCCUGCGGGACUCUUUUCAAGCAUACUUGACGCAACACAAACUUUUUUCAUCUGCAGAUUUUAAGAUGUAUAGCGGAUAUCAAUGCACUCUUAGUAAUUAAUAUACAAAGGAGUUUGCUUACAGGGCAGUUUCAUCCAUUGUGGCCCCUUUUUUUAGUGCCAAUAUUCCUACAACUAUCUUCAUUUAGAUAUUCAUCAAGUUGGAAAAAUAGUUUGUAAUAAUUGAUGUUGAGCCUACAUACUGAAGUGUACCUUCCUUAAAUGACCCACAUCUACAGAGAAAUACUGGGGACCAGUGAACACCCCCCCCCGCCUGACAGACAAGAGUUCACUGCCUUAGCAGUACGUCACGUCCCAGACUGUGACUGAAGUAAAUUCAUUUCCCUUUAAAAGAAAACUACCACACGAAUACUGCCGAAUGCAGUUAUACAUGUACCGAGCAACCUGGAUGAUUUAUCCUUUAAUUCUUCUUCUGAUUUUUCAUGUUUAGAUCAGGGAUGUGUUCUAUCUACAUUAACAUGCUCAUGGCUAUUACCACGAAAGGCAACCAACUCCCCAUCAUCUACUCUGCCUCUAUGUUUCUAUAUUUCUUAUCAAAUUACAUAUUUGUAUAAAUAGUCGCGUUGUGUAUUUAUAUUCCUGAUGAUGAGUAUUAUAUUUUAUGUGAAAUCUACACCUUGAAUGAUCAGCCAAGUCUAAUCUAAGCACAUUGAUGAUAUAAAAUCUGAAUGAGGAGGAAUGUGAAGUGUCUGAGUAAUUCUGUGUGUCCUUUGACGGCUGUGUAACCUUGGCAUUAUAGUUUUGCCGUGUCGAGCCCCAAAUCCAGUAUUUCAGUCAGACUUGAAGGACUACGUGGCUAUAUGGUAAAGGUACACGGUACACUGCAGGAUACUACACCGUCGACUUGAAUUGAAUCAGAAUUCUGAGUUAUGAUGAACUAAAGAUUAAUUCAAUUUAGCAAUUAUUUAAAGAUUAAGCUUUAUCUUUUUGAAUAAGAUUAAAAACCUCAAAUGUUUUUUUUUCUUUUUUUUCAACUCUCAGGUACUCUUGGUUUCAGCCGUGGCAAGUUCUAAUUCCCUAUUCUAUGUCACAGUCCUGUGGAAUAAUACAGGAUUUAAA